AUAGAUUAAAUGUUCCAAAUUUCCUGCAAAGUAACAAUUAGAAGAAGUCCAUAAUCAAAAUACAAUCGAAGCCUGUGAUAGAAGUUGUUGAAUUCUGUUGGUGAAGUUAAAUAGUUAGUAUUUUUAUAGUUAUAUAUAUUAUUAUAAAUCUUUAAAAUGUCCUUUAACUUAGAAAGCCUACGUACCUUUGAUUCUGAAGGAAGACGGCGAAUGACUAUUUCUCCAAAUAACAGUGAACAGAAAAGUUUCAAUACGGAAAACAGACGUUUUUCUAAUUUAUCAACAAAUGGUACUGGUUUUAUCAAUAAAAAUGCAAAACAAAAUUCAGAGUUGGAAGAGAAUUCAUACAACAAAAACCGACUAUUUGAGGAACUAAAUCCAAUGUCGUUAGAUACAGUUAAAGAUUUGUUGCUUCACAGCUCUGAAGAUAUUUUACUAACUAUACUUAAUGAAGAAAAUGGAUUUACUCUCCUUUUACAAGGAAAUACUGAACGAGAUUUAAUGGCGCACGUAUUGCUCGUUAUAGAAAAAGCUUUAUCAUCUUGCAUGCAACGCUAUGUUCGUGCCUUGAUUCUUAAAAUAAAUACAUCAAAAAAGUUUUUGAGCAGUAUUCAUAAAUAUUUGGCGACAUUUCAUUCGAACUCUUCUCAACAGUAUCAUUUUGAUUCUCUUAUCAGCUUAACCAAAUUACUGUCCAAACUCCAAAUGCAAUUUUCGUCAUCUUCAUCUGAUUUUUUACUAAUGCUGCUGCCCCAGUUGAGAAAAACUUGCGAUGAGUUUCUCGUCCACUCUGAUUCCUAUACUGCAAACAAAAAUACCCUUGAUGACAUUAUUCUCCAAAAUGAAAUAUUUCUGCAGAACUUCACGCCUACUCAAACAAAAACUUUGUCCGAAAACGAAAAAAUGCAACUUCAAGAGCCACCGGAAAACUACCGCUCUAUUCCCAUUUUACCAAAUGCUGCCAACUUGCAAGAUUUUGUUUUUCUCCGCCCAAAUAUUAUUUCAGGCUGUUAUCAAGACACUGAACAUUAUCUCGAUGUGCAAUUUCGUCUCUUGAGAGAAGAUUACCUUAAGCCUUUGCGGGAUGGUAUUGCAGAGUUUAAGGAAUUGAAAAAAGCAGGAAAGCCGUUAAAAAACUGCAAAAAUGUCACUGUGUACGAAGACGUUCGCAUAAUUUCUCAGCAGCUCGUCAGAGCUGGCCUCAUUCACAUAGCGUUGUUUUCUGAUGCAAAUUUCGCCGAUAUAAAGUGGGAAUAUAGCAAGCGUUUCCUUACAGGCUCUUUGCUAUGCUUGACUGAUGAUGAUUUUGAGACAAUACUUUUUGCUACUGUUGCUGAAAGAAAUGUGAGCAAGUUGCAAGAGGGUAAACUUAUAUUGCGCUUCGAAGAAUUAACCGAUGAAAUUUUGAAUUUGCAUCCUCAAAGAAGCUUCAUCGUGCUUGAAACAACAGCUUAUUUUGAAGCCUAUCGCUACAACCUCAAAGCCUUGUCUGAACUUAAUGAAGCUAAACUACCAUUGCAAAACUACAUCGUGAAAAUGAAGAAAGAUGUUUCUGUACCUAUGUACUUAAAUGAAAAUACGAUUUACGACUUUCGACCUUUACUAUUGCCUUUGGAAAAGAAAUAUAUUGAAGAAACGUCUUCACAACCCGCCUCUUACAAUUUUCCACCGGAAGUUGAGGCAGAUUUAAGUGUCCAAAGCGUAUCCGUCUUAAAGGAUAGUUCUUGGCCAUCACAUACAACGUUAAACCUAGAUGCUUCACAAUUUGCUGCUUUGAAGUCGGCUGUUACUAAAGAAUUCGCAAUCAUUCAAGGGCCACCUGGAACUGGCAAGACAUAUAUUGGUUUAAGAAUCGUGCAGUUAAUUUUGUAUAACAUAAAUAAAAAUGCAUUAAGCGUUGAAAAAACUCCAAUUUUAAUUGUGUGCUACACUAACCAUGCCUUGGAUCAAUUUCUUGAAGGAGUAUCACUAUUUACGCAAAAAAUUGUUCGCAUCGGGGGUCGAUGCCAAACGGAAGCCUUAGAAAAGUUUCAAUUAUCUAACUUAAAACAAAGUUAUAACUACCACUGGAGUAUUCCUGAAUCAAUCUCUGAAAAUUUAAGAGAAAAACAAUCCCAACUCUAUGAGUUGAGGAAAGAUAUUGACUCAAAAAGGGAAUUUCUAGAAAAUUCAAAUCGAACGGUCUUCAGAUUUGCGGAUCUAAGAGACUGCAUACCGAUUGGCCAUCUGAUAUCUUUAAACAGACGUAGAACUUCGCUCAAAAACGAUGUUUUAUACGAAUGGCUCAGCUUAUCUGAAAACGCUGUCCACAACUUGGAUUAUGAAUAUUUUGGGAACAGAAAUGAUUUACCUGAUAGCGAUGAGGAAAAUGAUGAAAAAUGUUUCGAUAAUUUUCAGGUGUAUUCCAUUGAACUCAGCAAUAUUCCUUUGAGUAGUAGUAAAAAUAGAAUUGCUAUAGCAAAAAGUAAAGUUUUGCUAGAUGGAGCAACAUGCAAACAAACCAUCUAUGACCUUAUAUUAAAUAUUUUAAAAUAUUGCACUCCUUUGCUUGAUCGUGAUGCAGAACGCAUUAGAAAUGUUGCUGUAAUAGAUGAUUUUACAAGAUGGAAGCUUUAUAAGUAUUGGGUUUCAAUAUUUAUAAGAAAACAUAGAGAAGAAUGCGAUUCCCUUCAGAAUGAACUGUCAAUCAAACAAGAACAAAUGGAACGAAGAGUUUCGAAUCGAUUAUCAUUCCGUUAUGAAGAUAAUGUGGCACGUUUAAAAAAAGAAAUUUCUCAUAAAAAUAAUCUAUUGAAAAAUUGUUUGAAAACUGUAUUGAGUGAAGAUAUGGUAGAAAAUUUUAUUUCUCCGCAACAACUUGUGUCUUUAAGAAAAUUUGGCAGAAACUGCCAAGAAAAAAAUCAAGCCAUAUUUAAUUGGUUAAAAUUGAAACCAAGAAACAAAAAUAGCUUGGAAGAUCGCUGCUAUGUCGUUGAAAAACUGCAGGAAGUUGCUGAUCAUUUUAAAAAGGAAUUUGAAUUGACUUUUUCAGAUAGUAUGCGAUACCAUCGUAAUAAGUUCGAUAUAACUGAUGCAGAUGACAUAGAUUAUAUAGAAGCGCAGAGGUACAAUGUCUCUGAUGAAUUUGGGGACGUUUCAUUUAACUUUUCAACGCAACAAAACAGAACUACAAAAACUGAAUCUAUUGAUUCAGAAUGGAAAACACCAGGGGGCAAACGGAAAUUAAAAAAGUACAUUAAAAGAAAUCUUUACAACAAAGAAAAAAUGUCAGAAGCAGAAGCAAUGGCAGUGAAGCAUGUCUGGAGUCUACCCAUUGAUAAAAAGUGGCAACUCUAUAAAUUCUGGUUGGAUUUGUUUCAUGAAAAAAAGCAAUCUGAAAUUUUAGAAAUGCAACGAAAGUUUCGGGAGCUUUAUGAAGAAUUGAAUGAACUGAAAUCGUUGGAAGAUGCCUAUUUGUGCAAAGAGGCAGACAUUAUUGGCAUAACAACCACUGGAGCAGCAAAAUAUAAGCAUAUAAUUGAAAUUUUAAAUCCAAUGAUCGUUAUCGUUGAAGAAGCAGCUGAGUUAUUGGAAAGUCACGUUGUUACUUCUCUUGCACAAAAUACCCAGCAUGUUAUUUUAAUUGGAGAUCAUCAACAGCUAAGACCUAGUCCCACUGUUCAUUUGCUGUCUGUAAAAUACCACUUAAACGUGUCACUGUUUGAAAGAAUGGUAAAAAAUGGUAUGGAAUGCCUACAACUCAAAAUGCAACACCGGAUGAGACCUGAUGUAGCUAGACUACUUGUGCCACAUAUUUAUAAGGAUUUAGAGAAUCACGAAUCAGUCUCAGCGUAUGAAGACAUUAAGGGACUGGCAAAAAAUAUUUUUUUCUUGUCGCACAAUAAUCUUGAGUUCCAAGAAGGUGACUCUAAAAGUAAAGUCAAUCAGUAUGAGGCUACAUUUAUAGUUAAACUAUGCAAAUAUCUUCUUUUUCAAAACUAUGAACCUUCUCAGAUAACAAUUCUUACAACUUAUUCGGGCCAGUUAUUUGAAAUUAAAAGAUUGGCGAAAGGAAUCCUUGAUGGGGUUAGAAUAACAGUUGUCGAUAAUUUUCAAGGCGAGGAAAAUGAUAUCGUACUUGUAUCUUUUGUACGAAGCAAUGACGAAGGGGAAAUUGGCUUUUUGAAAGUUUCGAACCGAAUUUGUGUCGCAUUAUCCAGAGCUAAGAAAGGCCUUUAUUGUAUUGGUAACUUUAAGGCUUUAGCGGAAAAUAGUGCAGUUUGGAAAAAUAUAACUAAUGCUUUGGCAGAAACUGAUAGUAUUGGGGAUUCUCUUGAACUUAAAUGUCAAAAUCAUAUAAACACAAGUAGUUUUGUUGCGAAUGAAAGCGAUUUUGAUUGUGUGAAAGACGGAGGUUGCAAUUUAUAUUGUGAAUAUCGACUCGAAUGUGGUCAUGCUUGUCCCAGGAAAUGCCAUCCAUAUGACCAAGAACAUUCUGAAGUUACUUGCUAUAAAUCUUGUGGGAAAUUAUGCCCUGAAGGCCACCCAUGUCAAAAGAAAUGUUUCGAGGGGUGUGGUCAGUGUACUGUUCCUAUAUUGACUAAAAUCGAAAAAUGUGGUCAUGAAAUAAAUGUUGCAUGUUAUCUUAAAGAUAGUAACCAGAUACUGUGUACUGAAAACUGCGUGAAAGUUUUACCAUGUGGCCAUGAAAUAAAUAUUGCUUGCCAUGUGGCCAUGAAACAUAUAAUUUGUACUGAAACAUUUACUAAAAUUCUUUCUUGUGGUCACGAGAUAAGUAUAGAAUGUCGCCUCAAGGACACAUUUAUACAAUGUAGUACAAAUUGCCAACGAACACUUCAAUGCGGUCAUAAAAUUAACGUACCGUGCUAUGCUAGAGACGAAGAAAUAAAUUGUGAUGAAAUUUGCAUCAAAAAGUUACCUUGUGGUCAUGAAAUAUCUAUUGAAUGUUAUAGUGAUGUUAAGAAAAUUGAUUGCUUGAAAAUGUGUGAAAAACUGUUACCUUGUGGUCAUGAUUGUUCGAACUUAUGCUGUGAAGAGUGCACAGAUAAAUGCGAUAAACUAUGUAUUAUUCAUUCUAGUAUUUGCGAUCAUUAUGUUACAGAUAAAUGCUCUUGGAGGAAUGAUGCUGAAUAUCUUUUAAGCAAGUGCGCAGUAACUUGCAAUGAAAGAUUAAGUUGCUUACAUACUUGUAAAGGAACUUGCAGUAGUUGUCAUCAAGGUCGCUUACACACAGAAUGCAAUCAAAACUGUAGAAGAAUCUUAAUUUGUGGUCACGAAUGUGAGUCUGUGUGUUCUAAAAGUUGUCCACCUUGUAAAAAGCUUUGUGAAAAUUGGUGCGAUCACGCUAGGUGUCUUAAAAAAUGCUCCGAAUCGUGUGAUAUAUGCAUUGAGCCAUGUCAGUGGGUUUGUGAUCAUAAAAAAUGCUCACGUUUGUGUGGCGAAUUGUGUGACCGCACAGCUUGUGAAGAAGAUUGUCCAAAAAUGUUAGAAUGUGGCCACGCCUGUUUAGGUUUCUGCGGAGAACCAUGUCCUAAAUUAUGUAAAAUUUGUGAUCCAUUUAAUGAAGCAUUCAUCAAAACCGGGAGUAAUACUAAUGAGAAAUUUAUCUUAUUGGAGGAUUGUAACCACACGUUUCCUUCUAGCUAUUUUAAUCCACCUGUAAUCGAAGAAACAAUCUUUCAACAUACUCAGAUGAAAAGAUGUCCCACAUGUAAAACACUUAUAAGAAAAAAUUUUCAUUUAGGAAGCAGUGUUAAAAUUUGUAUUAGAAAUGUGGCAAAUAUAAAAUUCAAUAUUAAGUUACAGGAGGAAAAAGUCAAAAAUUUGUGUCUUGAUGUCAAAAGCAGAGCUGUUGAACAUUUAGAAAAUGCCACCUUUAAAUUUAGUCGCGUUUUUUAUAAGCAAUUGCUUGAAUGUGUUGAUGAAGUUAGCAAAAAUAGAACUGCGCAAGAAAUUUUGAGGAUGAAACACUUUAUGGAAAUGCUUUCAAAAUUUGAGAAUUCAAUCGGGCUUAAUUACAAAAUGUUCUCCAGAACAACCUAUGGAUCUAUUGGCAAUAAAUUAAAAUUCUACUUGAUAAAUGCUAUGUUUUGGAUUUCUACCAUUUUUCUUGAUGAUUAUUUAACGGCCUCUGAAGAGAAAAUGUAUGAAUUAAAAUGGGAACUGUUUCGUGUGCAAUUAGGUUUAGAAUUCCUAGCAUUUUUCGUGGAUCAGGUUAGAGGUAAGCUUCUUAUCCCUGAAAAUAAAAUUGAAAAUUGGAACAAUCUUAAAAGUCAAAUCAUGACUUAUAAGGCUUUCAGGGAGCCAGAGUUAUCGCUCUGUGCUGCCGAGUGGAAUGUUUUAACAGAUGGUGCAAGAAGUAUUAAUCCGGUAAAACAUUUCUAUACCCACAUUAUAAACCACUCCACGUUUCGUUGGCGAAAGUGUAUUGCAGGACACUUGUAUUUUGCUGAACAUGACGAAGAAAAUGUCUGUACUGAAUGCGAGGAAGGUUGAAUGGGCAAAACAUGUUUUGACAAUUUGAUAUGUUAUGUGAAGCUAAUAUUAUGUGUGUUGUAAUAAUUUUAUUAAUUCAAAUAAUUAUGCUUUUAAGCAUGUUGUAAUAAUUUUAAUAAUUCAUAUAAUUAUGCAUGAAACUUUUUUAUAUUUUUGAAUAAUUGGAAAGUGUUUAUACCCCUAAUUACAAACAACUUUUAACAACAAAUAUUGGAUAACAAUAAUAUGCAGGAUGAAUUGGAAUAUCGCAAUUGAAUGAUGAUUUGAUUGUAGCAAAACGUAAGGAGAUGGGAACAGCCUUCUGCUAAGGAAACGAGAUUUUAUUAUCUCUAAAUUUCAAAAUUCGUUAUUAAGUUUGUCAACAGGUGGCGUUGGUCACUGGUAGUAAUAAUAAACAAUGUUUUCGAAGUAUUCACAAUUUGCAACUAUAACAUAAUGGCGUUGUUUGAGGACAAAAGUUUGUGAAAAUAUUUCAAUCUAAAUGGUUUGACAUUCAGCAGAAAACACUGCUUUAUAAUUUUUCUAAUCAGAUGACGAACUUAGUAACCAAUUCUGAAAAAAAAUAAAUAAAUGAAAAAUCAUAUUCUAUAAAAAUUUUUAUGUUAUUAAUAAUUAUUAAUUUCAUAUGUUAUGUUAAUUUGACUUGAUUAAUUUGAUGAGCACUGAAGAAAAAAACAGUGAGUAAAAGUGUUAUUAGUUUACGCAUUAAGUUUUUAUUUCUUUUUGUUUCAUCUUCUAAUAAACAAUAAAUAUUAGUUAGUUGUAGCAUUAAAUUAGAAAUUGUAACCUUAGCAUCCAUUUCAUGAAUCAGGAUAGACUGAAAGUGACAUGUAACAAGAAUUAUUCAUAAAUAUUUUGAAAAAACAACAACAAUAACAGUCUCAUCAAACUUUAAUUUUUUAUUUACCGUACUUCUAUUUAUUCACAUUUAUCUUAGUUAUUUAAUAAAAUGUUUUUAAAAAUCAUUAAGGAAAAAAAAUUUUAAGAAAAUGUUAUAAAAUAUUUUUGAAUAUAGAAAUGUCACAUGACAAUUUUUUGCUUUUUGAAAGUGUGCAUUUGUGUUUAUUGUUUUCUAAUUAUCAAUACAAAUCCUGCAACUAUCAACAAAAUUCGAUCGCAUCAAAUACCUAUAAUUCCUCAUCAAUUUUUUUCUCUUUAUUUUUAAUAAUUGGUUUUAGUUUCGCUUAAUAAAAUUCUUGGACAUAAACUGAUGCGAAAAAUAGAAAAAGGAAACUAAUCUUUCCCCAUAUUUAUUAUGUAUGAAUAUUAAAUAGGCAUUUGUUAUAACAUUAUAAUAGGCAUUUGUUAUUAUUUCAUUUAAUAAUCCUAUUUUAUUGAAGCCUUUUUUGGUGUAAUGAUUAUUCAUUUCAAAUGAAUGACACAUUUUGUAAUGCCAAAUGAUCUUUCAGCUGAAUUAUUUGUAAUAAAUCUUUUGAACCAUU
Molecule: messenger RNA, 7937 nt
Organism: Parasteatoda tepidariorum (common house spider)
Lineage: Eukaryota; Metazoa; Arthropoda; Arachnida; Araneae; Theridiidae
Product: NFX1-type zinc finger-containing protein 1
Biological process (GO): regulatory ncRNA-mediated heterochromatin formation
Cellular component (GO): nuclear RNA-directed RNA polymerase complex; nucleus
Molecular function (GO): helicase activity; zinc ion binding
Source: RefSeq, a predicted model, not a curated record